AUGCUACCUCCUGCCACCCAGGAGUCCUCUCAACCCCAGGCCCAUCCGCAUAAACCGUCUCGACAUCACGCCGCGGCAACAACGUCGUCGGCUCCAGCCCUCAGCAAACCUCACCGGCACUCUCUCCAAUUCUCCUUCCCGCCUCUGUUCCAAUCCAAUACCUCGUCGACGAGCCUUGUGCCAUCAACCGCCGAGGGCAGACCUAUCCCUGUGGACAAUUCCACCGCGGAGCAUCGAACUUCGGCGCUUCGUGAGCUUAGCUCCAACUUUCCUACUCGUCACCGAUACGCCCAAUCUACCGGCGCCCAGAGCAGUACAUACUCACAGCCCGUGAUUGUUCGAAGCUACUACGCCCCCGUCCCGGCUCAACCAGCUGCUGACAGAGGCGUCAUCGUCGUCAACGGCCGAGGUCAUCGCCCAGCGCUCUCCGAGAAUAGUGGCCCUUCCGCUCUUGUACGGCGUGUUCUUCCUUUUGGCUCUGGUGUAGCCCAAUCCAGGAAUGGAAUGCUAGGUACCAUGGCGAGAAACCGAACGAAGAAACGAUUGGAAAACGAACCGGAGGAGCCUAAGCUUCCGUCAGUCGAUGCAUUCCGGUUUAAGAGCUUCAUGGCCAACUUGGAAGACCAAAAUGGUGUCACAGAUAUCAAUGCUGAUCUGGAUCGGAUUGCCGAGAUUUGUGCUAAAUCGCGGUAUUCUCUAAGCAAUCAGUAUGAGGUUCACUAUGCUCCUCAUGGCUCAGGCUCAGCAUUCGUGGCUGGGGGUGUCGAGAGCCAAGAGGCACAAGGUCCUACACUUCAGGUCGUGUCAUCAGACGAUGAGACGAACAUCAAACAAUCCAGAAAGCGACCAAUGGGUGUUAGAAGGAACAGCAGGGCCAUGGGGACGCUAGAGACCAUCAUGUCAUCCAGCAGAUCUUCCGAUGAGGAUAAAUCUAAAAAGAAGUCUGCUGCCGAGAUUGCUGAUGAGGUUCGUGGCAGAACUGCCCAGAAAGGGUCCAGCAGACAUGGAUCACUGUCUCCCUCUGAAGACGGAGCCAUUGAGAGUGUGGUCCCGGAUGUGGAAAUUACCCAAAGGACCCCCCGGCCAAAAAGGUCAGGCUCACUUGCCCUUAUUGAUGGUACUCGGUUGAGCAUGAACCUGAACGACCUGGACACAAACCGAGGUUCGGCUGUUGGUCUUGUGAGCGAGCCCGCUCUGCCUCAGACGUCAAGCAGUCAGCUGGAAAUCCGGACAGCCCCAGAGGCUAAAACUAAGGAACAGGUUCCCACAGUGCCAAAGAAGAGGCUUGCAGUUGCCCAAGGCAUCGACCGACCAGUUGCCCAAGGCGCCAUGUCUUCUAUCGAUGCUCCCAACACACAUAAUAACUUUAUAUCCACGCUCAGUGGAUGGAUGAGCUGGCGUACACCUCGUUCUUCGCCAAUGCCACAGGGUCGGGCAGAGGGCAGUCUCCGUGAACUCCUUAAGAGCAGAGAUAUCAAGGGGAAAGGUGUUGAAGCGUACCAGUGA
This is a messenger RNA of Fusarium pseudograminearum CS3096, 1506 nucleotides long. RefSeq lists its product as uncharacterized. NCBI's taxonomy places the organism in Eukaryota, Fungi, Ascomycota, Sordariomycetes, Hypocreales, Nectriaceae. The transcript has a single exon. The record is from RefSeq and is a predicted model, not a curated record. Bases 1 to 1506 code for a protein of 501 amino acids.